Molecule: messenger RNA, 4458 nt
Organism: Closterium sp. NIES-65
Lineage: Eukaryota; Viridiplantae; Streptophyta; Zygnematophyceae; Desmidiales; Closteriaceae
Source: the annotation of a GenBank genome assembly
AUGGCGCAACAUGCGCGCACUUUCGCUCUCCUCUACAUCUUCUUAAUCCUCUGCACCUCCUUCCCGUCCGCCUUUUCCUCCCUAGUAAGCGAUCGUCGUCUCACCCCUCGCGAGCGAAUCCUUCGCGACGGCGCGUUGCUUGCCGACCGAAGCCACUCCGUCAUCUUCAAGAAAGGCUCAUCGAGCGACAAUUCCGUCAAUUCCGUCAAUUCUGCCGGCAGCGGAGCAGACACCCGACGUAAUCUAAACGGCGAUCCGGUGACGUCGUUCGCGAUCGCAAACGGAAUCUCCCGGGGCAGUCUCAUUCAAAGCGACUACGACGGCACCGGCGAUCGAUCCGAGUCGUCCAGCGAUCGCAUUCAGUCGCAUGGAGACAAGUUCAGAGAUCCGAGCGAUCAGUUCGGGGCGCCGUCGCUCACCAUCUUCUGCGCUCCGAAACCCUACUCAUCCAUCGUGGACCCCUCAGACCCAAACCCCGACUCGCAGCGGCGCGCUUUGCUCUCGUGGCUGCGCCUCUCGCCGCCUCCGAAAGUCGUGCUUUUUGGAAACGACACGUCGUUUCACGAGCUCGCGCGUCGGUUUCCCGCGCAAAUCUCCGUCGAGCCGCUGAUCGACAGCAAUUUCUACGGCGUGCCGCAAUUUCACAGCAUGGUGGCGCGCGCUCAAGCCGCGUCGACCGACAUUUCGAUGAUCAUCAACGGUGACAUCAUCCUUCUGAAUGACGUCAUGCUCGCGUUGCAGAAGACGCACGGAACCUUCCAGCACUGGGUGAUGACCGCAGCGCGUUGGGACAUGCCGGGAGAUUUCCCGUACUCGUUCGAGCCGCACAUGUGGGGGCAGCGGGGGCUGGCUCGCGGGCGCAGCCACGCGGCGAUGGAGGAAGAAAUCCGCGGGUUUGUACGCGAUAUAGGCACGCUGCACACGUACGGUGGGGUGGACUUUUGGGCGUGGAACAACGACUCACCCGCGCCGCUGUUCGACGGGGUUAUGCCGCCGUUUUCGUUCGGGCGCGGGAAGUACGACAACUGGUUCACGCACGAGAUCGUGGCGGCUGGGCGGCGGACCAUGGUCGACGCCAGCGAGGCAGUCACGGCGAUCCACGUGGCGCAUUCUUACUCGCACGUGGUAGAAUCAGCCUCGACCAAGAGCAUCGGCGGGAAGGACGGAAACGGUAACGAAAACGGUAACGGAAUAGCAGCAGGGAAGAACUUUUGGAGCACGCGAAAGAAGAGCAGCUGGGAGCUGUUCGGAAACAUCCACAUGGCCAUGACACAUGGUUCAUACGCCAAUCAGAAGGGCACCGCGCUGCACGUGCCCUGGAAGCUCGCCACGUGUCACGAGCCCUCCGUGCACAACAUGUGCCUGCAGCAGCGCCUUCGCCCCGCCACGUGUACCUGCGAAUCCGCAAAUUUCGUUAAAUCCAGCCAGACCGACCCGAAGCUGGAUAAGACGGGCAGGAAAUGGACAUGUGGCAGCGUGUCAGUGGACAGGAAUUCGGAUUACAGUAUCCCCACUCUUCCUCCUCCUUCACCCGCCUCCUCCCCUGUAGGCCUCCCACACACCAUGGAACAGCUACUGCCCACAAUUGCUUGGAGCGUCCCAGACGGGCGGGGGGGGGAGCUACAGGUGGUAACCCUAGUGGCGGUAACCGCGGGGUACGCGGAGAUGCUGAUGAGCUUCGUGUGCCGCCUGCGCUCCCUCGGCCUCGCCUCCAACCUCCUCGUUGCCGCGCUGGACGAGGACUUGUACCGAUUCGCCUUCACUCAGGGCCUGCCCGUGUACUAUGAGCAAGUCAGCCAAGGACUGAAGGGGGUGGAUUCAAAGGACUGUGCCUUUGGCAGCCAGUGCUUCAGGCAGUUCACUAAGCUGAAAUCGCGGGCUGUGCUUCGGGUGCUCAAGGCGGGGUAUUCUGUGCUCUGGACAGACGUCGACAUUGUCUGGUUCACCGAUCCUCUCCCGGACCUGCUCUCGUAUGGCCCAGAAACUUUCCCGAUCCAGAGCAAUGAGCCAAACGUGACUCUGCCUGGGACUGGCAUUCGGCGAAUUAAUUCUGGGUUUUACUUCGCUCGGGCAGAUAAAAAGACGGUGGCGGCAUUUGAGGCGAUCACUGCGCAUGCAGCCACUACGAGACUGUCAGAGCAGCCGAGUUUCUAUGAUAUCCUGUGCGGGGUGAAGGGUGAGAAUGUCGUGGAAGGGAAGGAGGAGUGUGUGUGGAAAAACGGCCUUCGCACUAUCUUCCUUGAUAGGGUGGUGUAUGCGAAUGGUGCUGCGCAUGGGUUUUGGGACGAGGAGGAUGUGGAGGAGGCCUGCAGGAGAAAGGGCUGCACUAUUUUACACAACAACUGGAUUGCUGGGAAGGAUGCCAAGAAGCAGCGGUUUGUGCACUCUCAAUACAAGCACAUUCAACAACGGCAAGCGCAGCAGGAAGGGCAGCAGCGGCAGCGCCCUUUCCUCACCAUCUUCACCGCGCCCAAGCCCUACACGUCCAUCCUCGACCCGUCCUCCCCGCACGCCGACCCGCAGCGGCGCGCGCUGCUCUCGUGGCUGCGCCUCCGCCCGUCCCCCAAGAUCGUCCUGCUGGGGAACGACUCUUCUUUCCACGCGCUCGCGCGGCAGUUACCCGCGCACGUAACGGUCGAAUCGUCCAUCGAUACGAAUUUCUACGGCGUGCCGCAGGUUCACAGCGUCGUCGCGCGCGCUCAAGCCGCGGACACGCCCGUCUCGAUGGUGAUCAACGCGGAUAUUAUUCUAAUGAAUGACGUCAUGGCUGCGAUGCGGAAGGUUCACGAGAACUUUCGCCACUGGGUGAUGACCGCGGCGCGGUGGGACAUGCCCGAGGAGUUUCCGUACUCGUUCGAGCGGGAAAUGUGGGCGGGGCGAGGACACCGGGAACAUGAAACGACGAUUCGCGAAUUCGUACGUACGCACGGGACGCUGCACACGUACGGCGGGGUCGACUUCUGGGCGUGGAACAACGACGAACGUACGCCGGUUCCGCUGGUGAGAGGAACCGUACCGCCGUUCUCGUAUGGCCGCGGCAAGUACGACAACUGGCUGACGCACGAGAUCAUCUCGUCGGGGCUUCGCGAAAUCGUCGACGCCAGCGAGGCAGUUACAGCCGUACACGUGGCGCACUCCUAUUCGCACGUGAUGGAGUCGGCGUUCACGAAAAACGCGGCGGGAUUGGCGGGAAAGAGCUUCUGGAGCACGAGGAUGAACAGUAGCUGGGAGCUGUUCGCGAAUAUCCACCUGGCGCAUACACACGGGACGUACGCCAAUCAGAAAGGGACACCUCUGCACGUGCCUAUCAAGCUGAUGAACUGCCUAGAAGCUUCGGCCAACUUCCUGUGUCUGCAGCGCCGCCUGCGCCCGGCCGUGUGCUCCUGCGAGUAUUCCUCCGCCGUCGCCGCCUCUCAGACGGACCCCCGCAUGAACGCCAAGACGAACCAGUGGACGGUCCCGGACGGGAGGGGGGGAGAGUUACAGGUGGUAACCCUAGUGGCGGUAACCGCGGGGUACGCGGAGAUGCUGAUGAGCUUCGUGUGCCGCCUGCGCUCCCUCGGCCUCGCCUCCAACCUCCUCGUUGCCGCGCUGGACGAGGACUUGUACCGAUUCGCCUUCACGCAGGGCCUGCCCGUGUUCUACGAGCAGGCAAGUGAGGAGGCAAGUGAGGAGGUGAAGCACAUGCGCGCCUCAGAGUGUGGUUACGGCAGCCAGUGCUUCCGCCACUUCACCAAGCUCAAGUCCCGCUCCGUGCUCAAGGUUCUCAACGCCGGCUACUCUGUUCUCUGGACAGACGUAGACAUAGUCUGGUUCACCGACCCUCUCCCGGACCUGCUCUCGUUCGGCCCGGGAACACUGCCGAUCCAGAGCAACGAGCCGGACGCGAAUCUUCCCGGAACUGGCGUUCGGAGGAUCAACUCGGGGUUUUAUUUCGCCCGAGCAGACCGGAAAACGGUCGAGGCGUUUGAGGCGAUCACUGCGCACGCAGCAGCAACGAAACUGUCUGAACAACCAAGCUUCUAUGAUGUUCUCUGUGGGGAGGCAGGCGAGCUAGUAGCCGCAGGGAGGGAGGAGUGCGUAUGGAAAAAUGGGCUGCGAACGGUCUUUCUCGACAGAGCUAGGUACCCUAACGGGGCGGUUCACGGGUUGUGGGAGCAGAAAAAUGUUCACAGGGCAUGUGCGAAGGUGGGGUGCUCCAUUCUGCAUAAUAACUGGAUAUCUGGGAGGGAGGAGAAGAUGAGGCGGUUUUUGGCAAAUGACAUGUGGCAUUAUGAUGCAGACAGGCGCAUGUGCGUGUGGGAGUGGCAUGGGAAGGUUCCGGAACUGGUGAGGCAAGUGGGAGGAGAGGGGGGUGGAGGAGAGCUAAACGGGGGGGCUGUUGGGAAAGGGCAGAGGAGAGGUAGUGGGAAGGGAAUUGAGAACAAGAGGAUCCACCAAAAGCAAGCGGCGUUAUAG